AUGUUGUGUCCAUUUGUGUCGACCGGACAGACAAUCGCCGGCCGAUUGGCGGCCAAAGUCGGGCCGUGUGUUGAGUACCGGUCAGUGAAGGCAUUGCACACCUCGUGCUGUCUGUCAGGAAAGAGGAAUUUCCGCAAAUUCCCGAUCCCUAACCAGAGGACACAGUUUGAACACAACAAACUUCCCGCUAGGCUUAUGAACCGGGAAUACGAUUAUCCCGUGAGUCGGGACACACUUCACGUGAAAUAUCCCGGCUUUUGGUUCCGCAAAGAGUUUGUUUACGUCAAGGAAAUGGAGCCCCAAUUGGUUGUUCCCGAUCUGAAGGACUUCCCACUCAAGCCGUACGUGUCCUACAGGUGUCCGGACAUCACUCAGACUGAGUUCACCGCCAGAGACCUCUUCAACGCCACUCUCGCCGACGCUAUUAUUGAGAAGUUUAAAAGCGGUCAACACAUCGAUGUCAAUGUCACCGAUGAAGCGGUGAAUGAGGCCCGCAAUCGCGCCAAACAGACCGGUGCCGACAUGUUUAUGGGCACAACUGUCCACGGAAUCCAAUAG
Medioppia subpectinata is the source of this 558-nucleotide messenger RNA. NCBI's taxonomy places the organism in Eukaryota, Metazoa, Arthropoda, Arachnida, Sarcoptiformes, Oppiidae. The record is from the annotation of a GenBank genome assembly.